AUGGUUCGGCUCAACCGGAGUGAUACCACGGCGUCACAGAAAACCGACGAGAAACAAUCACAGCGUUGUGUUUCGCCGUCCAUCCAAACGGUAACACUCUCUACGGACAGGGCUCUCAUCGUGACCUUCGGAAAUGGAAAGUCAAUCAGAUACGAGGACUGUUGGCUUAGAGACCACUGCAGGUGUUCGUCUUGCUACCACGCCAGCACCUUUCAGAGAGCACAUCAUAUUUUAGUUAUUCCUGAUGUUACUAUAAGUAGUUAUGAAUUUGACAGCUCGCAAAUUUAUGUAACAUGGAGUGACGACCACAAAUCAACAUACACAGCUGAUUUUUUAAUACAAUUCGAUUAUAAGACGUGGAAGGAAAGUCGAAAAUUAAAACCUAUUUUAUGGAAAGGUGCAAGUGUAGAAAAUAAAGUCACCAAAAUAAACGUGGACGAUUUUUUGACGACCACAGAUGGCGCUAAGCGCGUAUUCCAGUCACUACUUGAUUACGGCGUCGCUUUAAUAACAGGGGUGGGUGUUUCUACUGAAGCUACUGAAGAGGUCUGCAAGGCUUUGGGUGGUGUUCAACAUACAAUAUUUGGAGGAAUGUGGGAGUUCACCACGAGGGCAGACCAUGCGGACACUGCCUACACCAAUUUGCCUUUAGCUGUCCAUAAUGAUAAUACAUACUUCACUGAAGCAGCUGGAUUACAAAUCCUGCAUUGUUUGCAACAUACUCAGGGUACAGGCGGAGAAACUUUACUGGUUGAUGGCUUCUUUGGUGCGGAAGAAUUGAAGAGAGAUCAUCCAGAAGAUUUUGAAUUUCUGACAAAAUUUAAUUUGGAGGCAGAGUAUAUAGAAGAAGGACAUCAUCACACGUAUGCAGCGCCUGUUAUCAAGUUGGAUAGUGAGACGCAAGAACCAGUACAAAUAAGGUUCAAUGUUUACGAUCGAGCUGCAAUGGCUUUCAAGAACAGCGAAGAGUGCCGGUCAUACUAUCGAUCGUUGAGAAAUCUAGCAAAAUACUAUGAAGACAAGGACAACCAAUGGCAGUUCAAACUAAAGCCGGGUGAGAGCAGAUUCUAA
Messenger RNA from Spodoptera exigua (beet armyworm), 1071 nucleotides. NCBI's taxonomy places the organism in Eukaryota, Metazoa, Arthropoda, Insecta, Lepidoptera, Noctuidae. The record is from the annotation of a GenBank genome assembly.